Molecule: messenger RNA, 1593 nt
Organism: Gracilinanus agilis (Agile Gracile Mouse Opossum)
Lineage: Eukaryota; Metazoa; Chordata; Mammalia; Didelphimorphia; Didelphidae
Gene: CHRNA1
Product: cholinergic receptor nicotinic alpha 1 subunit
Exons: 9
Coding region: 44-1417 (457 amino acids)
Biological process (GO): monoatomic ion transmembrane transport; nervous system process; chemical synaptic transmission
Cellular component (GO): postsynaptic membrane; neuron projection; synapse
Molecular function (GO): transmembrane signaling receptor activity; acetylcholine-gated monoatomic cation-selective channel activity
Source: RefSeq, a predicted model, not a curated record
UCCUAAGGGCUGACAGACAGACUCUACAGAGAACACCUAGCCCAUGGAGUCCAUUCCUGUCCUCUUGCUUCUCAGUCUUUGCUCAGCUGGUCUCAUCCUGGGCUCUGAACAUGAAACCCGUCUGGUGGCGAAGUUAUUUGAAAACUACAACAGUGUGGUGAGGCCAGUGGAAGAUCAUCGGCAAGCAGUGGAGGUCACUGUGGGCCUGCAGCUUAUUCAACUCAUCAAUGUGGAUGAAGUAAAUCAAAUUGUGACCACCAAUGUUCGUCUGAAACAGCAAUGGAUAGAUUACAAUUUAAAAUGGAAUCCAGAAGAAUAUGGUGGCUUGAAAAAAAUUCACAUUCCAUCUGAAAAUAUCUGGCGCCCAGACCUUGUUCUCUAUAACAAUGCCAAUGGUGACUUUGCCAUUGUCAAGUUCACCAAAGUGCUCUUGGACUACACUGGACAUAUCACAUGGACACCUCCAGCCAUCUUUAAAAGCUACUGUGAAAUCAUAGUUACCCAUUUUCCCUUUGAUGAGCAGAACUGCAGCAUGAAACUGGGCACAUGGACCUAUGAUGGCUCAGUGGUUGCCAUUUAUCCAGAGAAUGACCGACCUGACCUGAGCAACUUCAUGGAGAGUGGUGAAUGGGUGAUUAAGGAAUCGAGGGGCUGGAAACACUGGGUUUUUUAUGCCUGCUGCCCUGACACUCCCUAUCUGGAUAUCACUUACCAUUUUGUUAUGCAGCGUUUGCCUCUCUACUUCAUCGUAAAUGUCAUUAUUCCCUGCUUACUCUUCUCCUUCCUCACUGGCCUGGUAUUCUACCUGCCUACAGAUUCAGGGGAAAAGAUGACUCUGAGUAUUUCUGUCUUACUUUCUUUGACUGUGUUCCUCUUGGUUAUUGUGGAGCUGAUCCCCUCCACUUCCAGUGCAGUGCCCUUGAUAGGGAAAUACAUGUUGUUCACCAUGGUAUUUGUCAUUGCAUCAAUCGUCAUCACAGUGAUAGUCAUCAACACUCACCACCGUUCUCCAAGUACCCAUGUAAUGCCUGAAUGGGUGAGGAAGGUUUUCAUUCACACCAUCCCAAAUGUCAUGUUCUUUUCGACAAUGAAACGUCCAUCCAGAGAAAAACAGGAGAAGAAGAUUUUUACUGAGGAUAUUGACAUUUCUGAGAUUUCUGGGAAAUCAGGACCCCAAACCAUGGCCUUCCAUUCUCCUCUCAUCAAACAUCCUGAUGUGAAGAGUGCCAUUGAGGGAGUCAAAUACAUUGCAGAAACCAUGAAAUCAGAGCAAGAAUCUAAUAACGCUGCUGAGGAGUGGAAGUUUGUGGCAAUGGUCAUGGAUCACCUUCUCCUCGGUAUCUUCAUGCUGGUGUGUAUUAUUGGAACCCUGGCUGUGUUUGCUGGCCGGCUUAUUGAGUUAAAUCAGCAAGGAUGAAUAUGAAAGCUGAGCUCCUCCAGCAGAGGAGGAAGAAGGAGAUAGAAGAGAAGAAAUUACCUAACUUCGAACACUCUCAUUUACUUAAUAUUUCAUUUAUCUUUCCUUAACUCCCAUUGUACCCAAACAGGAGAGUGAGAAUUUUUCAAUAAAUGUACCUGGACCUUAAAAAGAAA